AUGCUCCUGGAUGGUGCGCCGGUGGCUGUGCUUCCGUGGAAGCAUGUGCUCGUCGUCACCGCGCACCCCGACGACGAGUGCAUGUUUUUCGGCCCGACGCUGCAAGCGCUGUUGGCGCACAACGUGUCCCUUUCGGCCUUGUGCCUCUCGCAAGGGAAUGCCGACGGGCUCGGCGUAAGGAGGCAGGCAGAACUCGUUGCAAGCUACGGGGUGUUGGGCGUGCCGCGGGAAAACGUGACAUGCCUCGACGAUGCGCUCCUUCAGGAUGGCAUGACGACCGUAUGGGACGCCGAUUACAUCUUGACAUUCGAUGCACAUGGCGUAUCGGGCCACCCCAACCACAUGGCAGUCCAUUUCGGCGCAAGGCGCGUGCAAUCGGUCGCAAAGAUACCCCGCCUAGACGUUCUUUCCCUGGAUACACGCAGCGUCGCGAGCAAGUACACCGGCAUCGCCGCCGCGAUGUGGGAUCGCCUGUGGCCCCAGCGCGGGCUGCAGACGCUCGCGCACCCGAUCGAGUAUGGGCGCUCGCUCGCGGCGAUGCGCGAGCACGCGUCGCAGUUGGUGUGGUUUCGCUACAUGCAUGUAAAUGCGGUAUCUAUAGAUCAUUCUUGA
Messenger RNA from Malassezia japonica, 612 nucleotides. RefSeq names its product N-acetylglucosaminylphosphatidylinositol deacetylase (gene GPI12). The transcript has 5 exons. The record is from RefSeq and is a predicted model, not a curated record. Gene Ontology annotation, biological process: GPI anchor biosynthetic process. Gene Ontology annotation, cellular component: endoplasmic reticulum. Gene Ontology annotation, molecular function: N-acetylglucosaminylphosphatidylinositol deacetylase activity. Lineage: Eukaryota; Fungi; Basidiomycota; Malasseziomycetes; Malasseziales; Malasseziaceae. Bases 1 to 612 code for a protein of 203 amino acids.